AUGGGUGUCCCGACACUAAAGUAUCCGUGGUUCCAAGUUAAGAUCCAAUACGCCGUAAAAGGGGAUCGUGACAUGAACGGCAAAACGAAAAAACACUCAGCCUUCUUCAGUCGCAGUGCGCUAGGCCAGAUUUUCCCGGACAGUCACGGUGUCCUCACUCUCGACGAGGAUUUGUGCUUUAAUGACGAUGUAGUUUUGGAAGAAGGCACGUCCAUCCCAAAGCUGGAUCUCGCUAUUCUUCGGGCCUAUAUCCUGAACCAGGAGAACUAUGGUAAACCUUCCAGCAGGGCUAGGAGCUCUCGCUCGCCCACAGUCCAGCGCUACAGCACGCCGGCGCUCAACGCAACCAGGGGCGAUAAGGAUAGCUCUGCCUCGGGAAAAGGGAAGAAUGCAAAGACGGUCGCGUUCGCGGCGCCGGCGUCGCGUAACAGUAACCCUCUAGGUGCCGCUCAAUCGGCCAAGCAGGCGGCCGACUAUGCUGAGUUUCUUGCUUGGCGCGAAGCACGAGCUGCUGCGCAAGGUAGCCCAUAUAUGCAUGCAGAUAUGGUAGCAAACACGGCCGCGAAGAUUGGCAAGCGAGCGUUUGUCAAGGAGGAGGAGGAAGAAGAACUGUAG
This is a messenger RNA of Beauveria bassiana ARSEF 2860, 615 nucleotides long. RefSeq lists its product as uncharacterized. The record is from RefSeq and is a predicted model, not a curated record. The transcript has a single exon. Lineage: Eukaryota; Fungi; Ascomycota; Sordariomycetes; Hypocreales; Cordycipitaceae. Bases 1 to 615 code for a protein of 204 amino acids.